AGCUAUUAUUCUAAACUUUUUUUUAAGUUUGUAUGUAUGGGUUGUAGCUGUCCCUUCUUAAAGCAUUUACGUCUAGUACAUUCUAUUUUCUUUUUAAAAUUUAUAGAUCUCAUUGGUGCUAUGGAGAUGUGUGGUAUCUCACGUGGCUGGAGGGCUGUAAUGGAGGAAUAUUGUCUCUUUAAGCAAGAGAGGCUGAGAAGGCAAGGCAAGGAAGUUGAACAUUAGAGAGCAGAUGGAAUAUGUGAAGUUUGGGCUGAAUGAUGGGGAGUCUGAAGGCAGCUUGGGAUUAAUGUGCAGACCAGCAUUACUGUCUGCUCUAGACUGCCUGAUCAGGAAGAAAUAGAUGAGACCUUCUUCAGAUAACUAGAAGCAGCAGCCUUGUGCAGACCCAGGUUCUCAUGGCAAACCUGAAGCAGCCUGACAUUAACUGGAUGGACAACCUAACAGGGGGAGCAAUUCUGGAGGUUUCUGUGGUGCAUGGAUGACAACUUGCUGUCACAGGCUGUUAAGGAGUCAAUGGAUGGAGGUGCUCUACUGGGCUUCCUGCUUAUAAACAAGAAAGGGCAGAUUGAGAUUUGUAGGUGGGCCAGCCAUGGCUGUAGCGACCACUGUCACCUUGGUUGCAGUGACUGUGAGAUGGUGGGUUUUGGGAACCUGAGAAGAGGGAACAAAGUGAAAAACAGGAUCACAACCAUGGACUUUAGGAGAGCAGAUCUUGGCAUGUUCAGAAAUCUGCGUGGAACAGUCUAUGGGAGAUGGUCCUGGAGAGGAGAGGAGUAUGAGAGAGAGAGUUGAUUUUCAUUGGUCACCUCCUGUAAGCUCAGGGAAAACUAUUCUGAUGAGCAGGAAAACAAGCAAAGGUGGCAGGAAGUCUAUGUAGAUGAACAAGAGCUCCUGAUGACAGACAAAAAGGAAGCAUAAAAGAGGAUGCAGUGGGGACAGUUAGCGCAGGAGUGCCCCAGGGACACCGUAUGUGGUUAAGAACGUCAAAUCCCAUUUGGAAUUGGAUCUGGGAAGGGCUGAUGAGGACCAAAUGAUAAGUAAGUAUAUCAUCAGCAGAAGAAAAACUAGGGAAAAUUUGCUUUUGAGUGCGGCAAAGAGAACGCUGAAAUGGUGACAGAGGACACAGAAAAAGCGGAGGUACUGAAAGCCUUCUUCAUCUUGGUCUUCUGGUAAGAUUGGUCUUCAACAAUCCUGGGUCCAUGAGAUCAAUGGGAAAAGUCUGGAAAAAGAAGGAGUUGCUUUUAGUGGAGGAGGAUCAGGUUAGGGAACAUUUAAGUAAUGUGAACACAGACAAAUCCAUGACACCUGAUAGGUUGGACCCACAGGUGCUGAAUGAGCUGGCUAGUUUUAUUGCAAAGCCACUCUUGGUUAUCUUCAGAAGGUCGUGGUGAUCAGGAGAGGAUCCAGAGAUCCAGAAGGAAGGAAAUACCAGACUCAUCUUCCUGGAAACCAGCUCCAGACAGGUGAAGGACAAGACAACAUGAAGCCUUUCUUCCAACUUGUGAAGUUACGGAAACUUGGACUUAGUGAUAAUGAAAUCCAGCGGCUCCCUCCAGAAAUAGCGAAUUUCAUGCAGCUGGUGGAACUCGAUUUGUCUCGAAAUGAUAUUCCUGAAAUACCAGAAAGCAUCUCAUUCUGCAAGGCGCUACAGGUAGCAGAUUUCAGUGGGAAUCCACUAACUAGGUUGCCCGAAAGCUUUCCUGAGUUACAGAAUCUAACGUGUCUUUCAGUAAAUGAUAUCUCUCUGCAAGCACUACCUGAAAACAUUGGGAAUCUUUAUAACCUGGCUUCACUGGAACUUAGAGAGAAUUUGCUGACAUAUUUACCCGAAUCACUCGCCCAGCUGCAGCGUCUUGAAGAACUUGAUUUAGGAAACAAUGAACUUUAUCACUUGCCAGAAACAAUUGGUGCACUUUUCAAUCUUAAAGACCUCUGGUUGGAUGGAAAUCAAUUAGCUGAAAUACCUCAGGAAGUAGGAAACCUGAAAAACCUGCUUUGUCUGGAUGUUUCUGAAAAUAAAUUGGAAUGCCUUCCUGAAGAAAUUAAUGGUCUGACUUCUUUAACAGACUUGCUUGUUUCUCAGAAUUUACUUCAAGUCUUACCGGAUGGCAUUGGAAAAUUGAGGAAGCUGUCAAUUUUGAAGGUUGAUCAAAACAAACUUAUUCAGCUAACAGAUUCAAUUGGAGACUGUGAAAGCCUUACUGAACUAGUUCUAACAGAAAAUCAGCUGCAGAUAUUACCGAAGAGCAUUGGAAAACUAAAGAAGCUGAACAAUUUGAAUGCUGAUAGAAACAAAUUAACAUCUUUGCCCAAAGAGAUUGGGGGAUGCUGCAGUCUUAAUGUGUUUUCUGUACGUGACAACAGAUUAUCUCGAAUUCCCUCUGAAAUUUCACAAGCCACUGAACUCCAUGUCCUGGAUGUUGCUGGAAACAGGCUGACGUAUCUUCCCCUCUCACUGACCACCUUAAAGCUGAAGGCUUUGUGGUUGUCUGAUAACCAGUCCCAGCCUUUGCUGACGUUUCAGACUGACACAGACCCUGAAACAGGAGAAAAGAUUUUAACGUGUGUAUUACUUCCUCAAAUGCCUUCUGAGCCUGGUUGCCAAGCAGAUAACCUGCCACGAUGUGGUGCAUUGGAGAGUUUGGUAAACGAAAUGUCAGAUGAAACAUGGAAUGAGCGGGCAGUGAACAGAGUCAGUGCAAUUCGCUUCUUAGAAGAUGAAAAAGAUGAAGAGGAUAAUGAAAUGAGAACACUUCUAAGGCGAGCCACUCCACACCCUGGAGAAUUAAAGAACAUGAAAAAGACAGUGGAGAAUUUACGGAAUGAUAUGAAUGCUGCUAAAGGACUGGAUUCAAACAAAAACGAGGUCAAUAAUGCCAUUGACAGAGUGACCACUUCUGUGUAGAAUUUCAUCUCCAGGUUUUACCUCCUGUGUCUUCCCCUGCUGUUGAAAUGUUCCUGUCAUCUUCUGGGACCUCACUGAGCCCCCUUUUUGUUUUUAACCAGAACCUGAUCCAUCGUCUCCAUAUAUGUGAAAAGUACUACCCACUGGAAGAAAGUGCCUUAUUUCAUCCAGGCAGAGAACCAAUAAUUUCCAAAUCAAUAUUGUAAUUUUAAUAGUACUAUGUUUUUUUUAGUAUAAUACACUACUGUAUGCAGAAUAUGAUAUUUUUGUCAUAAACGCAGGGGAAAUAAUGCUUUUCUUUUCCAGAGUGCUGGGAUAUCUUUGUCCCAGUGGCUGGACGUGCUGGUGAGAAAUUUAGUUUUGUGGAAAAUUGAUACACUCUUUUUUUUUAUUUUUUGGCAGCUCAGAUGGUGUAAAUUUUAAAUUUUUGUAUAGAACUUUCAUAACAAAAUGAUGUAUUUCAUUUUUAAGAGAAAAUUUAUCUUGAGCGGUACAUAUUUUAGUAUUUGUGGAAGAGAACAAGUUUCAAGGACAACUGUAUUCAUUUGUUUGUACCACCCAUUGUGCCUUAUUGUGUCUCGUAUGUCAUUCUAGACUUAAAAUAACAGUUAUUGAGGAAAGUGAGUAGAUUUAAACUUGGUCUCCUGUUUUAGCUGUGCUUUUCUUUUCCAACAGUAAUUUGUUGAGAUUUUUACAAAACAGAAUUUAUGUUUAUACCAUGGGAUUUCAGUUCACGAAGCACAAAUGUUAGUUUUGUUAUAUAUGGAAUUAAGAUUAAAAUGACCCAACUGCUAUUGUUUAUUACAUAAUGCACUCACACUUUAACUUAGUUGUAACAGAACAUCUUGUUUUGGAUGCGGUGUUGCAUUACAGUCACUAGAAAUUCAUGCUUUUUUUUUUUUUUCCAAAUGUGCCAUCUGUAAAAAUAACUUCAAAAACAGCACGGUAGACUUUCAGAAGCACAGUAUAAUUCUAGUUUUGUGUAUUACACAAGAAAGCAUGAUUCUUUUAAGUGCUUUGGUGGUUUUAUACAAGUAUAUAAAACCAUAAUAAUAAUAAAUCUUUAAAAGCUUCAAUAGAUUUACUGUAUCAUUAAAAUAGCAAUUAAAGUAUGUAUGGAUUGAUACUGGCAUUUACUAUCAUUGUUACCUUGUUGCACUUCCAGUGGUCCAGUGGUGAUAUCAAGGUCUUAUUAAAUCUGUGGGUUCUGGUUUGUUUAUAAAGGUAAGUAUUAACUGAGCUGAAUUCAGUAAAUAACAAUUUCAGCAAAAGGCUGAAAAACAUUGAUUUUUGGUGUCUGUGGGUUCUGUGUGUGCCAUGAACUAACAAAGAUGUCUGGCUUGUUCAGCACAGAGACUUGAGCAAUCUGAGUUCAGGGCAGAGAUCUUAUAUUUUUAGUAUACUUUAGAACUAAUACAAUGAAAUUAAAUUUCAACAAAAUGAAAGACAUGACACUUCUGCAUAUAUGGCUAACCAUGUCCAUUCUUCCACUUGACAUUUAUUCUAAUAUGUAUUGGUUGUAUGAGGGUUUUGGGGAGAAGAGGAAAGAGGAAAAUGGGUGAGCCAUGAUAGCUUCUGUGUUAAAAUUAAUAAAAAUCUGCAAUAUUUGA
Numida meleagris (helmeted guineafowl) is the source of this 4518-nucleotide messenger RNA. It is a transcript of the gene LRRC1, whose product is annotated as leucine rich repeat containing 1. The coding region runs from base 1484 to 2908 and encodes 474 amino acids. Gene Ontology annotation, molecular function: protein binding. The record is from RefSeq and is a predicted model, not a curated record. Gene Ontology annotation, biological process: neurotransmitter receptor transport postsynaptic membrane to endosome; neurotransmitter receptor transport, endosome to postsynaptic membrane. The transcript has 14 exons. Lineage: Eukaryota; Metazoa; Chordata; Aves; Galliformes; Numididae. Gene Ontology annotation, cellular component: adherens junction; postsynaptic membrane; postsynaptic density.